This is a messenger RNA of Leucoraja erinaceus (little skate), 8174 nucleotides long. RefSeq names its product nucleus accumbens associated 1, BEN and BTB (POZ) domain containing b (gene nacc1b). Bases 179 to 1633 code for a protein of 484 amino acids. Gene Ontology annotation, molecular function: RNA polymerase II cis-regulatory region sequence-specific DNA binding; protein binding; DNA-binding transcription factor activity, RNA polymerase II-specific. Gene Ontology annotation, biological process: regulation of transcription by RNA polymerase II. NCBI's taxonomy places the organism in Eukaryota, Metazoa, Chordata, Chondrichthyes, Rajiformes, Rajidae. The transcript is spliced from 6 exons. The record is from RefSeq and is a predicted model, not a curated record.
GGCAGCCGCUCGAUGCGCUCGGCAGCUCGGCUGCGGCCGCCUCGGGUUGAAAGGUCGCCGUUCGAUGCGCUCGGUUGCUAGGCGCUCGCCGUCCUGGCGAUGAAUGGCGGCUGUUGCUGAGAGUCUGCUGGCGGACACUGGGAGAGACUGCGGUAGACCAGUGUGCUGAGUGGACAUCAUGGCUCAGACCCUGCAGAUGGAGAUUCCGAACUUUGGGAACAACAUCCUGGAAUGUCUGAAUGAGCAGCGGCUGCAGGGAUUGUACUGUGAUGUAUCCAUUGUGGUCAAGGGACAGGCAUUCAAGGCUCAUCGUGCAGUCCUGGCAGCCAGUAGCUCCUACUUCCGGGAUCUCUUCAGCUCCAAUAACUGCACGAGCUUCGAGCUUCCCACUGCUGUCCAGCAGCAGUCCUUCCAGCAGAUCCUGAGCUUCUGUUACACGGGCAGGCUCAGCAUGAACAUGGGUGACCAGUUCCUCCUGAUGUACACGGCCGGCUUCCUGCAGAUCCAGCAGAUCAUGGACAAGGAGACGGAGUUCUGCCUGAAGGUCGGCUCGCCGCAGUGCGACUCGCAGGGGCUGCAGGUGGAGGAGACGGCGUCUGAGCCCCCCAGCCCCGCCCAGCCGCCCCGCUCCCUCGCGGCCACUCCCCUCUCGCUGGUGUCGCGGGUCAAGACGGAGCAAGCCGAGUCGGACUCCAUCCAGUUCACCCCCAUCGGCAAGCGGCUGUGGGACAGCGGGCCGCGGGAAGGCAACGGCAGCGUGGGCUCCAAGCACCAGCGCGUCUCCCACGCGGGGCGGCAACAGAGCUGUGGGGGCAGCGCGGACCGCACCAGCCCCGGCACCUCCAGUGCCUACACCAGCGACAGCCCCAACUCCUACCAGAAUGAAGAGGACGAGGAGGAGGAGGGCAGUGAAGACAUGACUGAGGAGCACUACAGGCAGAUCUGUAACAUGUACACAAUGUACAGCAUGAUGAAUGUAGGACAGCCAGCGACUGAGCGGGUUGACGCAUUGCCCGACCACCUGACUACAGAUGCCCGGUCGAGGGUCAGGAUGAGGAGGGACCUGGCGGCGUUGCCAGCCGAGCUGAUCACCCAGAUCGGAAACCUAUGUCACCCCAAGCUCUACGCGGCAGGUGACCCCACAGAGAAGCUGGAGCUUGUAACAGGAACCAGCGUGUUCAUCACUCGAGCCCAAUUAAUGAAUUGCCACGUCUGUGCAGGAACCCGCCACAAAGUCUUACUCCGAAGGUUGCUCGCAUCCUUCUUUGACCGGAACACGUUGGCAAACAGCUGCGGCACCGGAAUCCGUUCCUCCACGAAUGAUCCGAGCCGGAAGCCUUUGGACAGUCGGGUUCUCAAUGCUGUAAAAAUCUACUGCCAGAGCUUCGCCCCCAACUUCAAGGAGAGCGAGAUGAACGCCAUAGCCGCGGACAUGUGCACCAAUGCACGCCGUGUGGUCCGCAAGAGCUGGAUCCCCAAGUUGAAGCUGCUGAAGGUGGAAGGGGACGCCUACCACUCCUUUAUCUCGGACACCACAGGGCUCAACCUGGAGUCGGACGUACUGAACACAGAGCCGGGCUUCGAGGCCGCCAGCCACGACGGCGAGGCGGGCUCUUCCCUGGAGUCGGCCUAAUGGCGAGAAAGAUCUGACCAGGAGGUGUCGAAAUCCAGGGUUCAACCUAGAAUGACUCAUGAAGUGCAGAAUGGAAAGCGACCUGGCGACUUGACACACGCGCGUACACACACACACACACACACACACACACACACACACACGCACACACACGCACACACAAGCAGCAUCAGAAGCAGCAACAACAACAAAGAACCUAUUUAUUCUGCAUCAGUGAGUCUUCAAGAUGUGAAUGUGGGGGAGGGGAGGGGGGGAAGGGGGCAGGCUCCUGCUGGAGUUUACAUGUUGCACAAUUCCGUGGGUCGUGGGUGGGAGGGAGGGAGGGAGCAUUUGCUAAGCGGCCGGCCGAUCGAUCGCCUCCAGAUUUGGCCUAGGUUGAACCCUGAAAUCUUGCAGCCUAGAUUAAUCGGUUGAGGAAUCCUGUCCAAAAUGAAGACCGUUACACUUCCAACUUCCAGCUUGGUUUCCCAGCCCUCCCCUCCCCUCCCCUCUCCCCAUCUAAAGAUUUGAAGGUGACACUGUUACGAGUUUGUGGGGGAAAUCGGAGAUUGGCGCAAACUUUAUGUCUCGUACAUUUUUUUUUAUUGUUUUACUAAAUCAACACUAUGAUAAUAUUUAAUGGUAGACUCACUAAGCUACUACAUUGAAGGAUUUUUUUUUUCAGACGGCUUUUUUAUCGCAUUUGCAAUAAUUUUUAACCCUUUGUGAACUGUCUAGCAGCUCUCGUUGAAUAGAGUUUUAACUAGCGAGUAAGGGCAGACUUCACACACCAAGAUUGCUGCUUCUUUUUAUUUAACGUUUGUCUGAGUUAGUGCAGAUGAGGGGUUUUGUUGCAUUGUUCCUUCCACAGAAUUUCUCUGCUAAAGCAUGUAACUUGAUUUGGAAAUGCGCCUUUGUGUUUGAAGUGAGUCAUCUUCCCUGGAAACCUUUUUUUUUUUCAUUAUUACCUCCCCACUGAUUUCUUGCCACAACACAUCCCAUUAAAUUCUUUUCAGACUCCUUCAUUCGCUAUGUUUCCUUCUCUUCGCCCUCUAUAAAUCCCUGCAGAUGCUCACCGCAUGAGGGUAUAAUUAGCAAAGCAGCAUUUAACACUUAUCCACGAUUGCUCUUAAAGUGAUUGUACGCCACAAGUGAGCAAGGAUGGCAGAUUUACUUCCCCCCCCCACAAAUCUUUUUGGCAAUGCUCCGGUUUUCAAGGCGACCCCAAUCGAUUCUAACUUUUCGUUCCAAAUUUAUUUCACACUGAAUCACAAAUCCCCCAGCUUCCAUGGUGAGAUUUGAAGUCCUAACUCUGGAUCAUUAGAUCAUGUACCUGCAUUGUUAGUUCAUUAACCCAAACUCUGUAUAGCUGUAAGUCCAAUUAACAAAAAGCAUGUCAAGGUAUUAGAAAAAUAUAUAUAUAACCGGGCAAAUAAUGGGAUUUCAGUGUAGACUGUAGGUGGAUUAUCCACUUUGCUUCUGUACGAUCAGUCUCAAAGAUUGGUGCAUUCUCUAGCUUCUAUCAUGAACAUGUUUCCUUAAAUCAAAUUAGUCCUUUUUGUGUUUUAUAAAGAACGAGCAGAUUUUGUUAACAAGUUGUUUUAAAAAUUAAACAAUUUCCCCCACAGUUCAAAUCUUGGAAGGCUGAUCUGCAUGAGUAAAGUCACUUAAUGAAACUGCUCAAACACGUUGCUAUUUAACUCUUCCAAAGGGCCAUUUGUAGAAAAAUGUAAAGUCACACUAAAGGGAUACAGCUUUAAGGCCUGUAGCUUUAAGACCAGCCAUGCUCAGUUUCUGCUGCCUGUCUGCAAUUGUAUUCUCUUUUGCUCCCAGCUGGCUGUGAUAGAAUGGCUUUAGACUUCAGACGCCACAGUCUGAAUUCUUACAGCAUUCAUUUUAUUUUAAAUCUCUGCUCAUACACAUGCAAAGAACUGGACUUUUGCAUCUAUCAUAUUGGAGGAGUCCCCAACCCGAGUGGCAAAGAGCAGGGACUUCAAUCUACUAUCACCUCUGUUUCCAAGUGAAGACUUGCAUAGUACAGGCAACAAGAGAGAACAUAUAUUAGCAAAGAAACCGAUUCUUGUGUAAAUGUUUCUCCGGUGAAUAAAUCCAGGCCCUGUGGAGAAUGGCCCAAUUUAUGCUUCAGUUAGCAAUAACUUUUUUAAAAAACAUUAAUAAUGACCCACAGAAGUAUUGGCACAGGGUUGACGCCUUCAAUCUCUGAGAUCAGAGCACUAAAUUGUGGACAAUUAUUAUACUCCAAGUCUAAAGCUAUUCCAGGGGUCGCCAUUAGCAUAAUAUAUUUUGUGUCAUUUACUCCUAUGAGAUGGCUCGCAUGUAAAAUUGUUAAAUAUCUUUGAGAUAGUGAGAGUCCAGAGCUGUAUCUAACCAUCCUAUGCCUGAUCUGAAAAUUCCUGAUGUUCUCUGUUGAGCUAGAUAUGUGCCCGAGCCAUGAAUGUGAAAUACAUAGCUUCUGCUUUGUAGAGGAUUAACACACUGAGCGUAAGAUAUAGUGUCAUUUUAAACUUUUUUUUGCAAAGUGUAGAAACGGUGAUUAAGUUCUUUAAUUUAACGAGAUGUCACAAUGUAGAGAAAGCAAAGGAGAAACCGUUUACGAUCCCAUGGCUUAAAGCGCGUAAAAACCAGGGAAGUUCUUGUUUGAAGUGGAUUACCAGCUAUCAUAUAGAGGAUGCACAGCAAUCAUUUUAUACGUGGGUGGUUUUCGCAGACAGAUUAUGUCUAGAUAGUCUGUUUGGUGAUGUUGUUUUCAGGGGAAAAUAUUGUCCCUGUACAUUGAGAAGGGGCUACGCUUGCUCUCGUUUGAAAUUGUGCCCGAUUUCUUUUGUAUUCAGCUAGAGAGCUGUUUAACAUCUCAUCCAGAAUGCUGCUGCACUUCCCCAGUGCUUCUCUGGAGUAUCUGCCCACUGGUCUCUCGGGUCACCCCACCAUUUUAAGCUUGAUCACCAUUUGAGCCACAUUUGGGUUUUGGAGAGGCGAGAGAGAGAGACUUGUGACAAAUGUAUUCUUUAGUUGAGAUAAAUUUUCAUUCAUUUCUAUAAAUUCCCAACAUUACAGGUUUGAAACUUAUUUUUCUUUUAAAAAAAUGCUAUGAGGUCUGCUGUACUGAAUCUAAAAUUGACCCUUUAUGAUGUAUUCAAAAGAGUAGCACUGCCAUUGAAAGGCUUGUAUUAAGAGCAGGUGAUUGCUGUCUCAGAUAACAUGGUGAUUAUUCCCUGGGGCAUUGAGGAAUCUCUUCCUGUUUAAUAAAAGAUACCAUCCCUAGUCAGCUCCAUGGGUAACCUGCAGUGGAGACUAGCUUUAUUAUGCAUGGUCUGGUUUGUGCCUAGCCUUUCCAGUGGCUUUCUUUGUCCUUGUUUUUAAUGUUAAACCCAUCCAUCGACAAUUAACCCUCGGCACUGUGUGGAUAAAGGACUUCUUUCAGGAAUGACAAGAUGGGUUUGAGGGAUAAUGAGAUCGAGAGAGAGAGGUUAGCAAAUCCACCACAGCCCAAUGAUCAAUAAUUAGAAUCUCCACCAAGAUGUAGAAUAUUUAGGCCAACACAGUGACACAGAAAGUAGAGCCACUACCUCAGAGCCGGAGACCUGGUUCGAUCCUGAGCUUGGGCGCUGUCCAUAUAGAGUUUGCACAUUUCCCCUGUGACUCUGUGGGCUUCCUCCAGAUCCUUGAGUUCUUGGCCACUGUAAAAGGCCUCGCCGUGUAAACGAGAGGUAUAAUCUGGGGGAGUUGAGGGCAAUGUGGGGAGGAUAAAAAAUGGACGCUCAGAGUUAACGGUGGGCCGAAGGGCCUUUCCCAUGCUGUGCCUCUAUGAUGCUGAGAUUGGUCCCAAGCCUUCCUUUUGAAGGGACUAAAGGCGUUGAGGGAUGGUUCUGGGCACCGUUGUAUUCGAGCGUUGGCAUCUUGAGAAGAUGAUGAGUUUUUAACCCAUUGAUUCUCACCAUUAGUAAGGGUGUUUGUACCAAUCACGUAGCCUUUCAACAUUUACCCAAAUUAUUUAUCUAAUCACUUGUGCUUUCGUAAGAAUGUGUCCCUUUUUUUAAAACAUAUUCUCCAAUCAUAUCAUCCUUCUUCACCUUUGCCCUUUUUAAAAUAGAUUCUUCUAACGCUGUUCGAGGUGUAAACUUAGAGACAAGAAAGCUGUGAGAAUGUUACAAUUAAUUAAUUCAGCAACGGGUUUGUUCGGUGUUGUAAAUGCGAUGGGGAAAAAUCAAAGAUUCAUUUCACGUGGCGUUUGAAACAUUUGUUCAGAAGGGCUUCAAUGGGUUGUCCGCUGAUCACUUAGGCAACUGAUGGCUGGAAUAUGGGACCAAGAAGUCAUCUGGUGAAACUUCCAGGAGUAUGUCCUACCAUGGAGAAAUAUGGUCAACUAAAUAUGCAGGCAGAAGUGUAACACCAAGUUAUUUUGCAGGGGAUUCUACUUUUACCACCCAAGCUGAACUAAGCAGCUAAAACAGCAUCCGUGGAGAGAAACACAGUUAAAAAUUUGGGUCGUGGCCUUUCAUCUUAGCUGAGAGGUUGUGAGGGGUCGGGGCAAGGACUGUUCAUGCUCCUUCCAUGCAGGUGGGAAGAGAGUAUGUGGGGGCUGACUUGCAGGAUAUUAAGCGGGUGUAGAUGCAAACUGUUGUCAACCGAGAUGGACAUGAGGCCACAGUUGAGGGUGGGGGUGGGGGAGAGACUCUUUGGAACCACUGGCAUGGAAGGUGCUGUCACCAGAAUAGACGGCGUGGAGCAAGAGAAAUUGGGAGAAGGAAAUGGAGUCCUUGCAGACAGCAAGGUGGGGUGAGGUCCAGUUAAAGAUACCUGUGAACUUGCCUCUUCUUGUGUGUCAAGGAUGUGUUGUUCUGCUGCCCCGUGCAAUGCAGAAUAAAAACCCAUGAACUAAACCCAAUAUAUCGUGCCGAUUCUCACCACUCGCAUUUUUUCGGUCCCUGAAUGGCGAGUGAGAUCCCACAUUCAAUCUUUGCUGAUUUUGAGUUUUUCGUGGAGGGUAAAGUGCCCUUAGUUUGCAUUUGGGGGAAUGUAAUUGGGGCUAAAGAGUAAGACAGCCACUUUACCCCAGGCCCAACCAUUGCAGCCCAGCGUAGGAAUGUUCGAUGCUCACACUGAAGCAGUGUAGACCGUAGAGGCCUCCUCCACGUGGAACGGUUUAGGUCAACUUUUUAAAAGGAGUUGUAUCAUGAUAUUAAUUAUUAGUUGAUUUUUUUAUUCCUUUUCCUUGUGAACUGCAGUCAUCACAGAAAGGCAAUGAGACUAAUGUACCAUUUUGCCGUGAUGCUCAAUGUAGCUAAUCACUUGAAGACCAUCCAAUGCUUCAGAACAGGUGCUACAAUUGGAUCCAAAUCUGGACACUUUUGCACCAAAAAUACAAACAUAUUAGCGUGCAAAGGAUUACUGACUAAUGCACUGACCACAGUGUGGGAAUUCAGUUAGGAUUUGCAGGUAUGUAAUGAAUGCUAAGUUGCUUGAUCAAGGUAUAACUGGGCUGCCACUUACUUCAUUGACAGAGGCCUAUAGAGUGGCAUUCAGCAGGAAGUGGUUGAAACAGUCCAAACCUUUUUUUUAUAUGAAGUGAAUGGGAAGUGAUGGAACUCCAUUAAGUACAUUGUGACUUAAGAUUCUGUGGUUUCACUGUAAUGCUGGGUGCAUGUUUAAUCUGCUUCAGUUUGAAGCUCUCCUCAAUGGAGCUCGCUAUCCCACAGCCAUGAAGAGCCACUUGCUCAGGCAGUGCACUAGGAGUCGCGACAGCAAGCUGUAACCUGCCCUGGCCUCUAAACACCAAAUAUAAUCAUCGUGCCACAUUCGGGCUGGGGGUGUGCACGGCGCUGGGAGCAAAUUACCAAUGGGAUAAGAAUGUAACGCCAAACAAGCCAUCAGUAUUUUGGAUAAUGGGGCAAUGGCAGGAAGCAAAAUGCAGCUUUCAUGCGAGCAUCAAUUAUCGGCUGUUCCCCCCCCCCCCCCCAUAUACAAAUUGCCUUGCUUUUGAGAUUCCAGUUAUUGAGAGUACGCUUUUGUACACUGCCCUGUGGAUGAUGAGCUCAGACAAACUGAACCACAAUGGGUUUAAAGUAUGUCCGAACCUGCAGUUUGGCCAUCCAGGAAAACCCACCUCUGUUAUCAUAAACCUCUCUCUCACCUGACAAAGCAAUUCGCCUGCACUUUUACCUGCAAUCUCUAAGGAAAGGUGUCUUUUUUUUUUUUUUUCAGCUACUUUAAGCAAAAUAAUUUAAGAAGCAUUUUUAGGCUAAUAUGUGUAUAUAUAGUUAUUAUUUGGCUUCACUACUGUUGAUUUAAAUGUAGUUCAGAGGUGGGGGGCAGAGGUUGUCAUACAAGUCCAGAUUCUUUGCCGAUGGCUUGUUGCUGUUGCCUUACAUGUAUAUCAGUGUCAUCUGUUCAUGCAGAUAUGCAUUUUUAACAUCAUAAUAACAGUUUUGUACAAAAUACUUGUGCAUAAUUUUUUUUCCAGCUGCUGCUUAUAAUGACUGAUACCUGUAAAGAUUGUGUAUUACAUAGCCUGUGACUAUUAAAAAGACAAUUUUUUCCUUCU